AUGCAUAUCACCGGCACUACCUUGUUGGCGUUCGCGACACUGUCGCUUGGCCUCAGCAUCCCUGAGGAUCUCGAGGAUGUGUUCAGAUUUGUCAAGCGUCAAGACCUCUCGCCUGGAAGUCCCUUGUAUGAAUGCCACGCGCACUGCGGUGGCGUGAUUGUCGAUGCCAGGACAACCAACUACUGCACCAACGCGACCUACACGACCGAUCUCGCGGACUGCAUGGAUUGUGCCUUGACCUACGACAUCUGGCAAUACUAUGGCACCGACGUGGCCAAGGCUGCUGAGGCCUGCGGCGACAACGCCACUCCCAGUCCCUCGACUGCAACAGCUCCCGCCGCAGCAACAACCGCUGUUGCGUCUUCUGCUGCUGCACCUCCAAGCUCCAGCGCCGCCGUUACAUCUCCUGCUGCUGCCCCUGCGAGUUCGAGCAUUGCCACUACAUCCUCUGCUGCCGCUGCAGCUGCGACUUCGAGCGUUGUGUCUACUUCCGCUCCUGCUGCCCCUGCAAGUUCCAGCGUCGCUGCUUGGUCCUCUGCCAGCGCCAGCGCCACCUAUGCUAUAUCUUCCGCCGCCGCCACGGCUCCCACGUCCGUCGCCGCCACCACUACUGGUGUCGCGCCAAUUAGUACUUACACCGGUGCCGCUGCCAGACUUGGUAGCGAGAAUCUUCUGGUGCUUGCAGCUAUUGGGGCUGCCAUCGGUGGUUUGGCUUAUUAG
This is a messenger RNA of Capronia coronata CBS 617.96, 720 nucleotides long. RefSeq lists its product as uncharacterized. The record is from RefSeq and is a predicted model, not a curated record. NCBI's taxonomy places the organism in Eukaryota, Fungi, Ascomycota, Eurotiomycetes, Chaetothyriales, Herpotrichiellaceae. The transcript has 3 exons. The coding region runs from base 1 to 720 and encodes 239 amino acids.